AUGGAUGAGAUUGAUAACAAUGAAAGGCAAGGCGGCCAGGUUAGUGAUAUUAGUGAAGACGAAAAUGACAACAAUGAACGGCAAGACAGCCAGGUUAGUGAUAUUAGUGCGGAUAAUGACUUAGAAGAGAGGAGAGGUGCUGGCGCACAAGACGAAGAGGAUGAAAAUAUAUUUGUUCCGUUUACCCAAUACGUCAUAAGAGAUGACAUAAUUGAAGGCGAAUUGGCAUCUUCGCAAGAAAGGAAUGAAAAUGGAGAUUCGCCCAGACGGUCGAUAGAGAAGACGAUGACGUCCAUUUAG
Didymodactylos carnosus is the source of this 300-nucleotide messenger RNA. NCBI's taxonomy places the organism in Eukaryota, Metazoa, Rotifera, Eurotatoria, Philodinida, Philodinidae. The record is from the annotation of a GenBank genome assembly.